CGCACGCCAACGAACGUCAGUAUCACCCACCGGGCCACGCGCGUUUUUCGCCGCCACCGUCGAAUUUCGGUCCGUUUGUCGUCGUCGUUUCAAUACCUCCAUAUGACAAUAUCUGCACGUCUUCUAUAUGUGACGAUAACAAUAAUAAUCGUAUUGCAUGAGAUUACGAUUAGAUUUUUCAAUUCUAGUCGCGUGGCAUCGGUAUCAUUUUGCUCGGAAAGUUUAAACCGAAAACCGCGGUGCACCUGAGACGACUAUCUGUCUGCAGCGUAGCUUUCGUUUCGAACGUUGUAUUAUAUUUUUAUACACCUUCCAAUUAUAGUCAUCAACUAAACGUAGAUAUUAUAAUUUUUUUAUUUACUUUUAUUGUUUAUUCGAAUAAAUUAUGAUCAAUAGCCCGCGUGAACAACAGGUGCAGGACGAACCGGUAGAUCAUCCGAAGAUACUAUCGUCUUUCAACAACCGAAAUCCGUCAUAUACGGAAGUAAUCGAAAACAGUGAAAUAGAAAUCGAUAAGAGAAACGGAAUAUAUGACGUCCCCCAACAAACGGAAAACGUAUACGUGCAUUUGUCGAGUAAACCAAUUAGCCAAAUGAUAGAAAACUGGAAUCCAGAAGACCGUGCGGCGGUGAUGUAUCAGCAAAAUUCUAUGAAAACCGAAUUGAGAUCACCUGCAGACUGUUGUGGUAGGUCUACGCGGUAUUUCACAGAUCAUUACUAUCCGCACUCGCCAACCAACUUCAGAAGCCUGGCCACUAGAAACCUAUACUAUGAUUAUUACGAUCCACCUGCAAUGGUGACGCACAAGAAAGAUCCAGACUCCAAGGCCUAUUACGGGCAGGACGCCAAUGACAACGCCACAAGAUAUUCGACACAAGGUGGUUCUUCGCUAUUUUUGAGCACGUCCGACGUGUUCAACUACCAUCACUCGACGCACAUGCACAUACAACCACCUCCUUAUCCACCCCCGCAUUCACCGCCGCCUCCACUACUGCCACCGACGAUAACCAUUAACAAGGAUCAUCAGGACGGAGAUGUCUCAGACUUAAAGACCGCCGCAUCUUUAGGCCAAGACGGUAAUGGAGGAGGGUACGCUGGAGUCGCCGCGCCACCUCAACCCCAGCGCAGGGGGGCAUUGCAGCUGUGGCAGUUUCUGGUCACGUUGCUGGACGACCCGAACAACGCGUCGUGUAUCGUAUGGACCGGAAGGGGCAUGGAGUUUAAACUGGUCGAACCGGAAGAGGUGGCUAGACGAUGGGGAUUACAGAAGAACAGACCGGCAAUGAACUACGACAAAUUGAGCCGGUCACUCAGGUAUUAUUACGAAAAGGGGAUCAUGCAGAAAGUGGCUGGCGAACGGUACGUUUACAAAUUUGUUUGCGACCCCGAGGCGCUCUUCAACAUGGCGGCCACGUACGAUUACGCAGCAGUAUCCGAUACGUCCGGUGGGCACGGUGGUGUGGUGGCCACGACUGCGGGCCAUCACCAUCAUCUUCACCACCACCAUCACCACCAUCAUCACCAGCAGCUGGCCACUAGGUACGCCGCUGCCGCAGCCGCAGCCGCCGCUGCUGCUGCGGCCGCUGCCACCGCCGCGGCCAACAUGCACACCGCAGGCGGUGCAGUUCCGUCGGUGUACGGUGACCCGACGCCGGUGGUUGGAUCUGACGUUGACGGUGGCGGCUCUUACGCUUGCACUUACGGCGGUGGCGGCGACGGAGGCGGUAAAUCCGUCACGGUCAUUACCGCCACUACUGCAGCGUCGACGAACGCGACAACCACUCCCCCCACAUCAUCACCGUCAUUGUCGUCGUCCACUUCGUCUUCGUCGUCCUCGUCGUCUACGUCAUCGUUGGCCGACGGUGGUGGCGUCAAGGCUGAAGCCGACAGAGACUGUAAGUCGACGGUGGUGGCUGCCGGCAGACGCCAUCACCAUCACCAACUUCAAAGGCCAGAAAUGGCGGUCGACCGUCACCAACACCAUCUUCAACACCACCAACACCACCACCACCACCAACUCCACCAGCAGCAGCAACAAUUACAACAGCAGCAUCAACGUCACGGAGAAGAAAUGACCGUCGAUCAUCGUCAUCACCAACACAAUCACCCGGCAUUGGUGGUCGACACAGCCACCACCACCAUGGCCGGCGAUGGAGCCGGUUACUGGUCUGCUGGCGUCUUCGUCCGAUAAUACUUAUAUAGUAUUAUACUAUUAUUAUAUAGUGGGCGCAAGUUUAGUAGUAGAUGUAAAUUGUAAACCAAGUAUGUUAUCUGUUUUAUUAUUGUUAGAUUGUCUUAUGACUAGUUGACAGUGCCUACUUAAAUGGAUUAAUGUUGUAGAUCAAUAAGUGAUCUAAAAUCGAUUAAAUAUUGGUAUACAACGAGUUUUAUAAUAUUUUUUGGGACUAAGACCGGAUAAUGGAGGCAGGGGUCGCAAGGUAUCAUGGCUCCCAUUGAUUUUAGGGCUCCAUCUUUUAAUACAAUUAAAAAAUUUGUAAAAAUGGAAGUUAUGUGUUAUGACUUCGAUCAUUCAAGCAAGGGGUGUCAUAUUUCCCGAAUCCCCAUUUUCUCAACUUUUGUACCUAAUUAACUACCUAAUUUAAUUUUGUAUCAACAAAUAAAUCUAUGACAAAAAAUGUACUAUACCUACAUAAUAUUAUAUUAUACUACCCAGUGAGAGAACACUCCGAUUCUACGCGAUCACGCGAAACCCACAGCCAUGGAGACCGCUUCCACUAUGACAGGAUUGGACUUAGGAAUGCGCAGAAAUUCCGAUUUUCGUCGGGCCUCGCGAACAGAAUAUAGUUUCCAUCUUAAUUUUAUAAUAGGUACCUACCUCAAAUGUAACAAUUUGCUUGAAUUCCGAAAUAUUUAAUCAACAAGAUAAAAAUAUGUAUUACCUAUACUAUACAUUUCAACUUCAAGUUUGAAAAAAAUUGACUGCAUUAAAACUUAAGUAGAGAUUAUUUAAAUAUUAGGUUUUAUUUUAAUAUUCAUAAUAUAGUUUCCUAUUUCUAUUCAUACAUUAGUUGAAUUUAUUAUUUUCUAUAAAGAUCAAAGAUUAAAGAUUAAAGAGUAAUAAUAUUAUUUAUUAUAUCAACCUUUAAGGUAUAUAGAAUAUCAAAUAUGAGUACUUAUCUGUAAGUGUAAACAAUUACACGUUAGUUGUUUAUAUAACUAUAAACUAUAUAAAUCCUUGACUGAAAAAUCUCAACAUUUCAUGCUGUAACGAAAUGUAAAUUACAGUUAGUUUUCAACCCACAUCUAGUCAUGACAAUUAUAAAAAUGUUUUUAUUAUAAUGUAGAAAUAAAUAUUAUAUAAUAAAUUAUAUUUUAUUGUAUACGUUGGUAGUUGAUGGUUAGGUAGUAAAAAUAAGUAGAACAUAAUAUAAUAUAGAGGAUGGCACUUUAUUUGGAAGUUACGAAUUCUCCAAAUAGUCAAUGAUAACUUGUUCAAUAUCUAUUUAGGUACAAUGUGUACGUAUAGUAUAAAUGUAUAAUUAUUAGUUUAAUAACAAAUAAAUAAUACAAAUUGUGUCCCCCCACCCAUACAUUGGUAACUAUAAUUUAUUAUGUUUGAUCUCCUGCUAUAAUCUAUAUUUCAUAAGCAAACGAAUAAGAUGUUUAAAUUUUAUUCGGAUAUACCUAAUCCUGUAUCCUGUAUGUAUAAUUGUAGGUAUAUACUUACUGUAAGUCUAUAUACAUAUAGGUACUUACCUAACUCUAAACCACAUUUGUAUAUUAUAUAAUUUAAUAAUUACCUAUAUAUUAUCUGAUUCAAAUAAUAAAUAAAUAAUAAAACUUUUAUAAUGAUAGAAUUUAAUCAUGUUUUAAUAAUUUAAUCACACAGUGUCGGUGUAUAGAACAAUAGUUACUAUGCCAUUAUUAUAGGAUAGAGUCUUUCAUAUUUUGUGUAAGUGUGUGAAAAAAUGUUUGGUUGUUACGAAAUAACUCAAUGUAAUUUAUAACAUUUUGCAACAAAAAAUUUGAAAGCUGUUGUAUUGUAUAUAAUAUUAUAAUUUAUAAACUAUCAUAAUAUUAUAGGUAUAUUUUAUUAUAUAUAAAUAAAAUAAGCCUUUAAACAGUAUGAACAAAUAUGUUUUUAUGUGCAAUAAACUAUAUUUAUAAUAUAUUAUAAUAAUAAUAAUAAAAAAAUAAUGAAUGAGUUUUUAAUAUAUCACAUUGUAAUUAUAAUGUAUAACGUUAUAAAUGUCUACUACCAAUUUUCUAAUAUUUUAUUAUUUUAAGUCUUAACCCUGUAAAAUAUAAUAAUAAUAGUAGUACCUAUAAUUUUUUUAAUUAUACCUACAACAGAAAAGCUUUUUAAAUGUUUUUAUUUGUUUGAAUAGUUGGAUUCUCCAGUUUAUGUAGGUAGUAGGUACAUUACGUCAUUACCUAUAUAGGUAGUACAGUCAGGGAUAACUUUACAACUAUAUUUUUUACGAUCUCCGUUCUCCGAAUUUUGGUCGGCUUAAUUUAUAAUUGAAUAAAAUACCUAUUUAUAGUUAAAGUAAAAAAUAUAUUAUAAGGUGAGACAGGUGAGUACUGAGUAAUUAUAAAUCCAAGAAAACAUAACCAUGAAAAAAGGGUCAAGUCUCAAACUCAAAAUAGUUCUUCAAAAAAAGUCUGCCAAUCAGAUAUAAUUAGUGGUAUCUACAUUGCGGUCAAGUCUGUUUUUUCUCAACACAAAUACCGAUGAGCCUGUUGGUCCAGGAGACCUUAGUGGAGACCCUCGAUCUCCUGUCCAAUUCCCAGAUGAUGUUCUUCCAUUCGAUGGCCUUGAUAUUCACGUGGGAGAA
Metopolophium dirhodum (rose-grain aphid) is the source of this 4799-nucleotide messenger RNA. RefSeq lists its product as uncharacterized. Lineage: Eukaryota; Metazoa; Arthropoda; Insecta; Hemiptera; Aphididae. Gene Ontology annotation, biological process: cell differentiation; regulation of transcription by RNA polymerase II. The record is from RefSeq and is a predicted model, not a curated record. The transcript has 9 exons. Gene Ontology annotation, molecular function: sequence-specific DNA binding; DNA-binding transcription factor activity, RNA polymerase II-specific. Gene Ontology annotation, cellular component: nucleus. The coding region runs from base 386 to 2191 and encodes 601 amino acids.